UUGGGAUUCUUCUGGGUUGUCCUGGUGCUAUACGGCUUUGUUGGAACGUUGUUUGCUUAUUGUGUUUCUUUGAUCACGGCGUCUCCACUCGCCGCCUUUGCUGCUACAGCUGGUUAUCAAGUCAUCAUGUUCGUGUUAUACCUUGCAGCAUACCUCCUCACUUUGACAUACGCAAAGACGUCUCAAGCAAAUCAGAUAAUUACGACUAUUCACUUCACAUUAUCUAUAUUGUCCCCGGUAGCGAGCGUGAUGCGUGCAUGUUUCAUAUCCAUCAAUCUUUUCUCCCUCCUCUGUGACGGUACACGACCUAUCACCACCGCGGACAUGGGUAAUAUCAUGAGAUACGGAGGUCCUAUACUCUAUCUCUUCAUCUACGGGUUCAUCCUCCUUGGCAUCCUUGUCUGGGUUGAUUCGGGAUCCACGAUUCGCCGCCUUAUCCCUGCUUUACGCACCCGCAAACGCAAGAUUGGUAUGGUGCCUCAGACAAAUCGAUCGCAAGGUUCCCUCGCGCAGUCCAGCAAAUCAGUGCCCAGCGAUGUGCUGGCGGAAGCACAAGCUGUAGAGAGUUCGAAUGAUGCGCUCCGGGUCUUACAUGUCGUAAAGUCCUUUGGCCAGACGAAGGUUCCCGUCGUGGACGACGUGAGCUUUGGGGUCUCCAAUGACACUGUGCUCGCUCUGUUGGGACCCAACGGGGCUGGAAAGACGACCACGUUUAAUAUGAUUCAUUCGUAUAAGGUCCUCUCGUGUGGAGACGUCACACCGGACUCCGGUGAUAUCAUGAUAACUGGUACAUCCGUGAUCCAACAUCCGCGCACUGCUCGUCUGUCGUUAGGCGUCUGUCCACAGUUCACUGCUAUAGACCCGCAGUUGACAGUGCAGGAACAUCUCGUAAUAUAUGGCCGAUUGAAAGGCCUCUAUAGAGGGCAAGAGCUCAGGCGUAACGUCGAUAUGCUUAUGCAGGCGACUGCACUAGACAUUUAUAGAGAUAGGCUGGCAAGCAAACUUAGCGGCGGGAAUCAGACAAAGCUAGCGUUGGCUAUUGCACUAAUGGGUAACCCGUCCGUGGUCCUCAUAGAUGAAUUCUCGACGGGUAUCGACGCUAAGAUGAAGAGAGAGAUGUGGGGCACUCUGCGCAAUGUGGCUGCAGGCAAAGCGGUGGUAAUCACUACACCGGUCGGUACUACGACGGACCUCGUGUCUCGUUUCGCUUCGUACGAGGUGCAUUUCUCCACUCGCUCGCGAGAAGAAGUCCUCAAGGCCAAAGAAUUGAUGACCCGUAUCGUGCCCGGGUCGAAGUUGAAGGAAGAUGUAGCCACCCGCUUCGAGGUACCCAUAAGGACCAGCAUGGAUGGUUCCGCUCAGACAGAUGCCGGUGACGAAGAGUAUUUGACGCUUGCCCGCCCCUUCCAUCUUCUCUCUUCACAAGGAGAUUUCUCCGAGUAUACUGUGGAGAGGGUGAGCUUGGAGAGUGUGUUCUUGAGAGUAAUCGGAGAGCAUGAGGUGAGAGAGGAGGAGGGUGACGGUGGAAGAGGGCCGUGGUGGAGAGCUAUAUUGAAGGUGUAG
This is a messenger RNA of Gloeophyllum trabeum ATCC 11539, 1563 nucleotides long. RefSeq names its product P-loop containing nucleoside triphosphate hydrolase protein. Gene Ontology annotation, biological process: lipid transport; transmembrane transport. The coding region runs from base 127 to 1563 and encodes 478 amino acids. The transcript has 8 exons. Lineage: Eukaryota; Fungi; Basidiomycota; Agaricomycetes; Gloeophyllales; Gloeophyllaceae. The record is from RefSeq and is a predicted model, not a curated record. Gene Ontology annotation, cellular component: membrane; intracellular membrane-bounded organelle. Gene Ontology annotation, molecular function: ATP binding; ABC-type transporter activity; lipid carrier activity.